CUGGGCUUGUGCGCGCGCCUGUGCUUGCUCCUCCUGGAGCUCGCGGGCGGGAGCGCGCGCGAAUGGGCGUUGCGCGGGGCCGUAAGGAAACUGGCCGGCUCCUGGUGUCUGUCUGUGUGUGGCCGGGAGCGCGCGGUGUACUCGGCGGGGACGAGUAGUUAGUUACUUCUGAGUGUCAUUUGCUCGGCUGUUGUGGCCUCCGUGACUAGGAAGGGGACUGGACGGUCGGCGAUGGUGGUCACCGCGGCAACAUGUGCGCGCCUCAGAUUGAUGAUACUUAACGAGAGCUGCUAUGAUACAUAGGGGAGGUGAACACUACCAGAUGAAAGUUUUGCCAUGCACUGAAAGGAAAGCAUUGUCUGUGAAGUUCUAUUUUCUAAAAUGUCUGCUUGUAAUACCUUUACUGAACACGUUUGGAAACCUGGUGAAUGCAAGAACUGUUUUAAACCUAAAAGCUUGCACCAGCUCCCUCCAGAGCCAGAGAAGACACCCAUUACCCACAGCAAUGUGAAAACUAAUGCCAACCACAGUAACAAUCACCGUAUCAGGAACACCGGAAAUUUCCGGCCUCCUGUGGCUAAAAAACCCACUAUAGCUGUGAAGCCCACUAUGAUGGUAGCAGAUGGGCAAAGUGUAUGUGGUGAGCUUAGCAUUCACGGACACUGUGAGAACAAACCUCUCAUCGUAGGGAGGAACCCAAACAGGACAGCUUUGAAUAAGAAACCACUCAAUAAUAAUAAUGAAAAUGAUACUGAAGGAAUUAGCCAUAUUUCUAAACCUUGUGGCAAUAAUGAUAAUGCGAAGAAGAUGUCAAAUAACAAUAAUGGGCUAACCGAAGUGUUGAAGGAGAUAGCAGGCCUGGAUACUACAUCUCUGAUAAGAGGAAAUGAAACCAACUCCAGAGAAAUAUUCUUAGGAAGAAUAAAUGAUUGCUAUAAACGGUCAUUGGAAAGAAAGCUUCCACCAAGUUGCAUGAUUGGUGGGAUAAAGGAUACUCAGGGCAAGCAUGUUAUUCUGAGUGGGAGCACAGAAGUGAUCAGUAAUGAAGGGGGCCGGUUCUGUUACCCAGAGUUUUCUAGUGGUGAGGACAGCGAGGAAGAUGUACUUUUCAGUAACAUGGAGGAGGAGCGUGAGAGCUGGGAUGAAAGUGAUGAAGAGCUAUUGGCUAUGGAGAUUCGCAUGAGAGGACAACCUCGCUUUGCUAACUUUAGGGCAAAUACUUUGUCUCCUGUUCAAUUCUCUGUGGACAGAAAGUGGAAUACUGUUCCUCUGCGAAAUAAGUCUCUGCAGAGAAUCUGUGCUGUAGACUAUGAUGACAGUUAUGAUGAAAUCCUGAAUGGUUAUGAAGAGAAUUCUGUAGUCUGUGGACCAGUAUACACUCAGAGUAUGGUGUCAUCUGACUCCACAUCACCAGAUUCUUCUUUAACAGAAGAAUCACAUUCUGAAACAGCCAGUAGUUUAUCCCAGAAGACUUGUAAUGGGGGAAUAUCUCCUGGUAACCCAGGAGGUUCUAAGGAUGUGAAGGAACGUGAGCCCAAUUAUGAAAGUCUCUCUGGUAACAGUGAGGGGAAGGAUUCAUCACAAGCAUCAAAAAGCUCAGCAAAAAUCCCAGAGACUCACAAAGCAGUCCUUGCUCUCAGAUUAGAAGAGAAGGAUGGCAAGAUUGCUGUACAAACUGAGAAGCAAGGAAGUAAAGCCUCUACAGAUAAUGCUGGGCAAGCAGUAAUCAUAAACCUCAUUCCUGUACAAGAACAAGCAAAGCCCUACCGUGUUGUGAAUCUUGAACAGCCAUUAUGUAAGCCAUAUACUGUUGUGGAUGUGUCAGCAGCCAUGGCCAGUGAACACCUUGAGGGCCCUCUUAACAACCCCAAGACAAAAAGCUCAUCUUCUGCUCCAAACUCUCCAGUGACACCACCUAUAUCUUCAUCAGGUCAAAUAAGUGCCUGUUUCCAAAAGUCCAGUACAAUUCAAUACCAAGAAGUAUGGACUUCCAGUACCAGUCCAAGACAGAAGAUACCUAAGGUGGGAUUAAUUAGUGGUGGAAUAGGACCAAAUGUCCCUCCAAGAAAAAACUGUCACAAAUCAGCACCUACUUCACCCAUAGCUAUGAAUGUUUCCUCCAAAACCAUCCCUGUUAAGUCACCUAAUUUGUCUGAAAUAAAAUUUAAUAGUUACAACAAUGCUGGUAUGCCACCUUUUCCAAUUAUCAUUCAUGAUGAACCAACUUAUGCUCGGAGUUCCAAAAAUGCUAUUAAAGUUCCCAUUGUAAUCAAUCCAAAUGCAUAUGACAAUCUAGCCAUUUAUAAAAGUUUUCUUGGAACAAAUGGAGAACUUCCAGUGAAGGAAAAAACCACAAGUAUGAUAAGCCAUACUUACGAAGAAAUAGAAACUACAGGCAAAGUGUCUGAAGACACCACCAGCAACCCCACUGAUUGCCCCCAAGCUAAAGGGUUUUCAAAUAGUACAGAGCGUAAAAGGGGCUCAGUGGCUCAGAAGGUCCAGGAGUUUAACAGCUGUCUCAACAGAGGUCAGUCUUCACCACAGAGAAGCUAUAGUUCCAACAACAGCUCCCCAACAAAGAUCCAGAGAACCACUCAAGAACAUAUUGCUAGAGCAGAAGGCACUCAGGGGUCUCAGAUGGGAGGCAGUGGCAGCAACAGGGAGAAAGCAAGUACAGUGCUCUCUCAGAUUGUGGCUUCUAUUCAACCUCCACAGUCUUCUCCAGAAAUGCCCCCAUCAGGCCAUAAAGCUUGCAGUGUAGAAAAGCUUUAUGCAAUUCCUCCAGAUGUCGAUGCUCCUAAAAGUACACCAGUCCGGCCCAAAUCUCUCUCUGCAUCUCAGCCCAGUGGUGAACAUGAAGCACCUCAGAACACAGAAAAUCUUACCACUGAAGUACAGAAAGAUCCACUGGCAAAGCCAGUCACCUCCUCCAAAUUAGUAACUAAUCCCCAAAGUGAGCCACCACCUCCUUUUCCCCCACCACGCUCUACUUCUUCCCCUUACCAUGCAGGUAACCUUCUGCAUAAGCAUUUCACCAACUGGACCAAGUCAACCAGCCCUACCAGGUCAACAGAAGCUGAAUCAGUUUUGCACUCUGAAGGUAGCAGGCGGGCAGCUGAUGCAAAACCUAAACGCUGGAUAUCAUUUAAAAGCUUCUUCCGCCGUCGGAAAACAGAUGAGGAGGAUGACAAAGAGAGAGAACGAGAGAAAGGGAAACUGGUGGGCCUGGAUGGCACAGUCAUCCACAUGCUGCCCCCUCCUCCAGUUCAACGCCAUCAGUGGUUCACAGAGGCAAAAGGAGAGUCCAGUGAGAAACCAGCCAUCGUCUUCAUGUACAGGUGUGACCCUGCUGAAGGCCAGCUCAAUGUGGAUCAGAAUAAGGCCAGAGCAGACCCAUCCACAGGCAUGGAGAAAGGUGGAAUACAGGAUGGGUUUCUGCAUAAUUCCCAGGAAAAGAAAAUGAGUCAUUCUUCUCCAUCACAGAUUCCUAAAAAAAUUCUCAGUGGUCUGAUUUGUUUUAGUCACGUGACCCAGGAAGUGACAGAGGAUUUUUCUUCCUGGGAUCCAAGAACUGUUGUGAAGCAAGAUGGUGGAGGUGGCACACCAGCAUUGCCCCUACCUGAACUGGAAAAAGAAGAGGAAAAAGAAGACAUUUCAGAACCUAUGGACUUGAAUCCCUGUAGUGCAACCUACAGCAACUUAGGGCAAUCUAGAGCAGCUAUGAUACCUCCCAAGCAUCCACGGCAGCCUAAGGGAGCUUUGGAUGAUGCCAUUACCUUUGGAGAAAAAACAAGCCAAGAAACACCUAAUACUUUCCAAAUUAAACCACCCCCACUGCCAAAGAAAAUGAUCGUAAGAGCCAAUACAGAGCCAAUCUCCAAAGACCUCCAAAAAUCCAUGGAAACUAGUCUUUGUGUCAUGGCUAAUCCCACCUAUGAUAUCGAUCCCAACUGGGACGCCAGCAGUGCUGGCUCUUCCAUCAGUUACGAACUCAAGGGACUAGACAUUGAAUCUUACGACUCCUUAGAGAGACCUUUGCACAAGGAGCGACCUAUCCCCUCAGCAGCAAACAGCAUCUCCAGCUUAACCACUCUCAGUAUUAAGGAUCGAUUUUCCAACAGUAUGGAGUCCCUGUACAGUCGAUGUGGUCCCUCUUGGAGACAGGGCCGAGGUAUCCAGAAGCCACAGAGACAUGCACUUUAUCGAGGACUUGAGAAUCGGGAAGAAGUGGUAGGAAAAAUCCGAAGCCUUCAUACAGAUGCCUUAAAGAAACUGGCUGUUAAAUGUGAAGACCUCUUCAUGGCUGGGCAGAAAGACAAGCUCCGUUUUGGGGUGGACAGCUGGUCAGACUUCAGGCUAACCAGUGACAAGCCUUGUUGUGAGGCAGGUGAUGCAGUUUACUACACAGCUUCAUAUGCAAAAGAUCCACUUAAUAACUAUGCAGUCAAGAUCUGUAAGAGCAAAGCUAAAGAAUCUCAGCAGUAUUAUCACAGCUUGGCUGUUCGGCAGAGUCUGGCUAUCCAUUUUAACAUCCAGCAGGACUGUGGUCAUUUCCUUGCUGAAGUCCCUAAGCGUCUGCUUCCCUGGAAGGAUCCUGAUGCCCCUGAAGAGGAAGAGGAUGAAAUGCAAGAGAAUGACGAAGAAAUGAAAGGAGAAAGUGAUGGGAAAAGCCCAGAGUCCUGCUCUGAAACAGAGUCAUCCCAGAAAGAAAGCCAGGGAGUCAUUUGCAAGAAGCAGAGAAGUCACGUUGUGGUCAUCACCAGAGAGGUUCCCUAUCUCACCAUGGCUGAUUUUGUGAAAGAUUCUCUGGCCAAGCACGGGAAAAGCCCCAAUGUGUAUGAGAGGCAAGUGUGUCUGUUGCUCUUGCAGCUGUGCUCUGGCCUUGAGCACCUUAAACCCUACCAUGUUACUCACUGCGAUCUACGUCUGGAGAACCUGCUGCUUGUCCACUACCAGCCCAGAGGAACCACCCAUGGCCUUGGGCCUGCAGAACCCAAUCCCACCUCAUCUUGUCUCAUGAGGCUUAUAGUAAGCAACUUCUCUCAGGCCAAGCAGAAGAGCCACCUGGUGGACCCUGAGAUCCUCCGGGACCAGUCCCGCCUUGCCCCAGAAAUCAUAACAGCCACCCAGUAUAAAAAGUGUGAUGAGUUCCAGACAGGCAUCCUCAUCUAUGAGAUGCUACACCUGCCCAACCCCUUUGAUGAGAACCCAGAGCUGAAGGAAAAGGAGUACACUCAAGCAGACCUGCCUCGAAUCCCACACCGUUCCCCCUAUUCCUGGGGCCUUCAGCAGCUGGCCAGCUGCCUCCUGAACCCCAACCCUUCUGAGCGGAUCCUCAUCUCAGAUGCUAAAGGUGUCCUCCAGUGUCUCCUCUGGGGUCCCCGGGAAGAUCUCUUUCAGACUUUCAACACCACCCCCAGCCCAGUGCAGAGGAACGCCCUGCUCCAAAACUGGCUGGACAUCAAGCGAACAGUGCUGAUGAUAAAGUUUGCUGAGAAGUCCCUGGACAGGGAGGGUGGGGUCAGCCUUGAGGAUUGGCUUUGUGCUCAGUAUUUGGCUUUCGCCACUCCAGACUCCCUCAGCUGUAUUGUGAAUAUCCUGCAACACCGUUGAUGUAUCCUGGUUGCUGCUUUUACUUCACCUUCUCCCACACACUUCCCCAUCCCAGUACUCAUACAGAAUUCAAGGAAAGGAGAGAGACAAACUGUUCAUCCCUGUUCACAAACAAAUGAGUCUACUCAGAAAGGUUAUCCACAGCUCCAAAUCAUGUGAGCAGCGGAGUCUGUCUUACCUUCACAGAAAUUCAACUGCACAAACAUUCAUUUGCCUCCCAUUGGGAAACCUUUCACCCUAAUUGUCCCACAAAUUCAGGUAAAAAAAUGAAAACAUUUUUGAAGGGACAGCUCCUUUGUAAUGUAUUCAGUGACCUAUGUCCAGUUCCUCCAUAAUUCUGAAUUUCACCUUUUUCACCAAGUACUUAUUUUUACUUAGCAAUAGAUAGAUUAACCAAUUCUUAUCAUCCACUAAGCUCACAAAACAGACUCUCUUCCUGUGUUACCAGGCAGAACUGCCAUCCUUACUAUCCACUCAGUUUUGGUUCCAGGGACUAAUAUUCCUUAUUUCAGGAAAUAGUAGAAGUACAAGGAGAGAUCCCAUCCCUUGGGUCAUGGACCCAUUUUCAUUUCUGUUGUCAAUAACUGGGUGCGUUGCAUGGUGGGUAGCCCUAACAAUCUCCCCUCUACUGCCACUGCCCAAUUUUCCUUCACCUUGACUCUGUCCCCACUUGCCAGUGACAUUUGUGCUUUUUGGCCUCUUGUGGCAUAAUAAAGAGCUGACCCAAGGUGGUAUCACCCACUCCUCAGCAGGGCAAAAUGCACUUCAGGUCUUAUAAACAGCUGGCAGCACAGAAGGAGAUGUUUUUCCUGCAUGUGCAAUUCUCGAGGGACCAUCAUGGGAACAGUGUUUUUAAAGUACCACUCUUUGAUUACUGUCAGAGUUGGCAGCCAGGGCUGGUGGUGCUCAGAUCUCAAUUUUUUUCCCCAAGCAGUAACUGGCCAGCUUUCUUCUAUCAAUAGCCAGUAUUAACUAGUCUACCAAAUGCUAUGGAUAACUGUCCUGGAUGAAACAGCUGUCAGUCAAGGUCUAAGAUCUUCUUAGAGGGCACAGUGCAGAUGGCUAUUAUAAUGGUCAGAGGCAGGAGGAGGGGAGAAGACCGCAGGUAAGACUACUGACCUCCUCUUUAGAAUGCUGACCUUUGCUGGAGAAAUUCCCUCUCAGUUGCCCUAGCAUAUUGACUGAAAUGGCUCUGGAGGACAGCUCACAGGGAAACUCAAUAGUUGAGGUUAGUGGCUGAAAGCUGUUUCACUGUACGUGGGGUCUGUGCUUCUUUCCUAUGGAUAUAUGUGCAAUUUUUAAUGUAUUUUUUAGCUGUGUAUUACAGUGUUUAUGUUGCAACUUCACCUGAAGCAAGAUGUAUAACACUCCUCCCCUUCCCUUGGCACAUAUUUGCGCUAAAAGACAAGUGUUCCUUCCAUGGGGGUAUGUGAGUUUGUGUGUGCUUAUUUUAUUCAAAACUGUGAGUAUGUUUACUUAAAUCUUGCUAUUCCAAAAGUCACUCAGUGUGAGUGUCCAUACACAUUUGUGCCUGUGUGUGCACAUGCAGGCUAGAAGUAGAGAGAGGCCAGGCCUCUGGGGGAGCCAUCUGUGGCAAAUGGAUAGACAUGUUCUUUGUACCUAGUGAGUAAAGGAGCCCUUGGGACUCUUGUCGCCCAGCACAGGGUUUCUUAAAGUCAGGUCUAGCUCUGUAGUAUUACUUAGAUAGCACAUAAGUGGCCUUUGGAAAUUUCUUAGUUUUUAACAUUUUUAACAGCCUUUCAUGUGAUUCACCUAUAUCAAAGAGGAUCAAUAACAAGAAUGUAUUUUAUUAUACCCUUUUUUUUUAAGAGAAUGGCAUACGUGUGACUGCAUUUGAACUCUGUCCCUGUCCUCCCAGCCAGCAGUACAGGACUCCCAAAGGAGAUAGUUGGGUGGCCCGCAAAGAGUGCCUCCUCUAGCCAGAGUGCAGAGCUCUGCCCUGAGGGGAGGCCACAGAGUGAGCAUGCCACUGUAGGCCAGGUCUCUCAGUGUCCUGUGGCAUGGCUGUGACUUGCCUAAUUACACGCUGAAGUAGCCCACGGACCACUGACCGUGUCAGCUAACACAUUCCCUUACCAGCCUUCCCCUGCAUACACACCAUUUCCUGAUGGUUUGUGUAUUGAGACUGUCUCUCUCUUGAUGUCACUUUUGUGCCUUGCCCAUGUAAAUUUAAAUGUUGACUAUUUAAUAGGGUUUUACACUUAAUGAAGAAAGUUUCCUUGUCCCUCUAUUUGUUCCCUGAGUAUUGUCUUCCUUCCUUCCUUCCUUCCUCCCUCCCUUGCUUCCCUUCUCCUUCUUCCUUCCUUCCUUCUUUCUUUCCUUCAUCCUUCCUUCCUCCCUUCCUUUCCUGCCUUCCUUUUCCUUUCUGUUUUGACCUGAAUCCAGUCUACUUAAUUUUAACUCUAAUAUAAGCACAGGCACCGUCUACUACCAUUGUAUUAUAUAGCACUGGAAACCAAGCAUCCCUUCAUAUCAGAUAUGUUUGGUACUGUUUUUAUAUUCAAAUUCGUUAAGGGUAAAAGACAAAUGCCAACUAGUCAUAGAUGGGCCUCAGGCUUCCCAGAGAGAGGGAUUACAUUAAUUUUUUCUCUGAGUGAUGGCUGAAGAAUGAGAGAGAAAGGGAAGGUGGUGUACAGGUUAGAGCCAAAUUGGCAAAACAACUUAUGUCUGGGCAAGAAGUACUCAUUAUUUGGUCCUCAGAAUAUUUUUCUACAAUAAUGAAAUUUAGUCAAUCUAAUAUCUCAAAUAUAUAUAUUUACAUAUACAUAUUUACAUUUACAUUUUAAUUAUAGUAGGAACUUUGAAUUCAUCAACUGAAAAGAAACCCUAUUAGACAAAGACAGGCAUAUAUAUAUAUAUAUAUAUAUAUAUAUAUAUAUAGGUUUGGACUGUGACUAGUAUAGCACUUUAAGUUUUCUCAAGUAACUUCGAGUUACUGUCUUUAAUAUUGAUUGGAAUUUUUUUCUUUUCUAUUGAAGUCUGUACUAUAGUUUCUUACAUUUAUUUUGAGACUUUGAACAAUUAAGCCACUGUUGGAACUUUUCCUUCAGACACAUGAGCAAGAAUAAUCUCUCUGACACAUCUGGGUGUUGGAGAAAAAGGACAAUGGCUGGAGUAGUCAAGACCAAGGCUAAAUGUGUAGGAGUCCCUCAGCAGAGUGAUAACCUGGUCUGGGGAGGAAGAGGAUCAAAUGUUCCACAGAGGGAACUAGGACUACCAGAGCUCUCCCACACUAGCCUGAGAAGAGCCCCUUCGGUAUAUGUGUAGUAAUACAAUGCCCAGACACUAGUUCAUGAAGAGUAACAGAAGGAUGGGAAAAAGAACAAUUGUAACCUGUGGAAUCAACAAUAAAAGAAUCAUGAGUGAGGUCUACCAACCCCUAGGCUAAGUUAGGAUUGGAAGCAGGAGUAUGGCAGUGGGUUUCAAGUUGCCCUCUGAAGAUGAACUGGGUGAGGUGCAGAAUGGGGCACAAAUGGCCACACUACUGACAUUGAGGGGCUAAAAGUAUAUUUGGGGGGAUUUUAAAAGCCUGAGUAGCAUUUCAUUGUCAGAUUAAGUAAGAUCAGUUUUACUUUUAAACUCAGAAUGAGUUUGUGAACACAUUUCUAGAGUAGAGCUACCUAAAAUUGUAUUUCAAGUUUUUAGCAAUACAAAAUUUCCGUGAAAGAUCUUUGGAGCCUACUAUGUAGUAUGGCAUAGAAGGAUUGCACUCAGCUUCCCCAAGUUUUGUUAAUACUUUGGUGCUGGGAAGUAACUUGACUUGGUUUUGCUGGUAACCUGCAGCCAGGAUUUCCCCCUAGAUUUUUACUAGCAGUGAUCUGAAAAAAACACAGGCUAGUCCUAGAAAUUGGGAUGGACUCAUGAUACUACAAUACAUUCCAAAUGAUUCUAGAUGUGAAACUAAAGUACGAACAUACUUGGAGAGGGGAGAGAGGAACUUGACUCCCUAGGCCAGCUCUGACAUGCUUUUAUUCCCCUCAUUAGUUGAUAAGGAUUGAAAAUCCUGGUAAAUGAGUGAAUAGGAUGGCUGUCCACAAAACCUCACUGAAGCUCAGAUUCUCAAAGACCCAAAGUGCUGUGCUGACACAAAUCCAAGUGCUGCUCUUGUUGAAGUGUGUACUGAAGUCCAGGUGUCCAUGGACAUCAGUGCCCAGAGUGGGGCUCCAUGGACCCAAAGUGAUGCCACAUGAGAAGCAGAGGAAUGCAGUGCGAGACCCCAGACAGAAAUUGUACCCAAGGAAUCAAGCCGUCUGUCUUGCUGGUGCUGAGGUGAUGGUUUUGGGCUAGAACAGAAGCCACAGAGGGAAGUUCACAUACAGUCCAUGUCAAGGUAUUUGGCUAAUAAAAUAAUCCAUCCUCAAAAACGUA
Artibeus jamaicensis (Jamaican fruit-eating bat) is the source of this 10002-nucleotide messenger RNA. RefSeq names its product pseudopodium enriched atypical kinase 1 (gene PEAK1). The transcript is spliced from 5 exons. Gene Ontology annotation, molecular function: ATP binding; protein kinase activity. Gene Ontology annotation, biological process: protein phosphorylation. The record is from RefSeq and is a predicted model, not a curated record. Bases 382 to 5613 code for a protein of 1743 amino acids. Lineage: Eukaryota; Metazoa; Chordata; Mammalia; Chiroptera; Phyllostomidae. Gene Ontology annotation, cellular component: actin cytoskeleton; focal adhesion.